AUGCACAUUGGUGCGCAAUUCAAAGAUCCCAAGAUUACCGGGCGGGACUACGAUCUCCUCUCCAUCAAUGACCACCCCAAGUACGAGGAUCUCUUUCCCAACCAUCGACCUGCCAAUGGCUCCCCCUCCCUCGCCGCCUGGUUGGACGCACCAAAGGCAUCCCAGCCGUGGACGCCCCUCGGUAUCUCCAAACCCAAGAAAUGA
Messenger RNA from Penicillium daleae, 204 nucleotides. RefSeq lists its product as uncharacterized. The transcript has a single exon. The record is from RefSeq and is a predicted model, not a curated record. Lineage: Eukaryota; Fungi; Ascomycota; Eurotiomycetes; Eurotiales; Aspergillaceae. The coding region runs from base 1 to 204 and encodes 67 amino acids.